AUGGCCAGGGGACCUACGCAAGUCUGGAGCACGACAUACAAGAAGAAACAGGCGGCCGUGACUGGGAGCGGGGCGCGGUUCGGAGGCGAGGAAGAGGAGCUUGUGGCUUUUGCAACAUUCGUCUGCUUUGCCGCCUCAAGAUCCCAUGAAGCAUAUACAGCGCUUGCAAUCAUGGAAGUUGUCAUCACUUUAUUAUUUUUUCUACUGUAUUUACUAAAACUAGAUAAAAAGAUGAAAUGGCUCUUUUGGCCUUUAGCUGAUAUUUUCAACUCAGUGGUUGCAGCCGUGUUUCUCCUAGUUGUGUGCCUGUUCGCGAUAAUAAUCAAGACGAAUUACGGGACGCUGGUUGGGGGAGUGUUUGGCCUUCUAUUGUUUCUUCUGUGCAUUGUAGAUGCGGUUAUUCUUUUCCAGAAGAUCAGUCUUAGUGGACCCAGAGGAACGAAUUAUCCUACCAGAUGAGAAAUAGCUAUUUUAGCUAAAGAAUAAUUUCUCAGCAAGACAUUCAUGUUACUGUUUUCCUCUAAAGAAUUUGUAUUUUCAUGUGUUCACCUUUGAAUUUCCUGCAUAUUUUUCCUACGUUUUCACAGGUAUUGUUCAUAAGUAUUAAUACUUCUUACACUUAAGUAUAUUUUCUCAAUGUUGCAGUUUCACUGGUUCAAGCAUUGCAGAAGUGCCCUGUGUGCUUUCCUAGACUUAAAUACGUUUUCGUCUGUGGGAACAAUGAAUCUUAUUAUUGUCUUCUUCCUGUAAUAAAAAUGAAAAUACAAGUGGGC
Messenger RNA from Struthio camelus australis, 773 nucleotides. NCBI's taxonomy places the organism in Eukaryota, Metazoa, Chordata, Aves, Struthioniformes, Struthionidae. The record is from RefSeq and is a predicted model, not a curated record.